Dentiscutata erythropus is the source of this 1848-nucleotide messenger RNA. The record is from the annotation of a GenBank genome assembly. Lineage: Eukaryota; Fungi; Glomeromycota; Glomeromycetes; Diversisporales; Gigasporaceae.
AUGAGAAUUAUAAUUAAAGGAGGGAUUUGGAAAAACACUGAAGACGAAAUCUUAAAGGCUGCCGUCAGUAAAUACGGCAAGAAUCAAUGGGCACGUAUUUCGUCUUUGCUCGUUCGAAAAUCUCCUAAACAAUGUAAAGCGCGAUGGUAUGAAUGGUUAGAUCCUAGUAUAAAAAAGACUGAAUGGUCAAAAGAAGAAGAUGAAAAAUUACUUCAUCUUGCAAAAUUAAUGCCUACUCAAUGGAGAACUAUUGCUCCAAUUGUUGGUCGAACUCCUUCUCAAUGUCUCGAAAGAUAUCAAAAGUUAUUAGACGAGGCAGAAGCCAAAGAAGGAGCGGAUUUGGAUUUGACUGGACCUACAGGUGGUGACGCUGGUCCAAGUGCUGAUGAUGUGAGAAGACUUAGACCUGGAGAAAUAGAUCCUGACCCAGAAACCAAACCCGCAAGGCCAGACCCAGUGGAUAUGGAUGAAGAUGAAAAGGAAAUGUUAUCAGAGGCUCGUGCUCGUUUGGCUAACACACAAGGCAAAAAGGCCAAACGUAAGGCUCGUGAAAAGCAACUAGAAGAAGCUCGACGAUUGGCCUCAUUACAAAAAACGACAUUAAAAGGAAAAAAGAAGAAAAAAGGAAUGGAUUACAAUGCUGAUAUACCUUUUGAGAAAAAACCAGCUCUGGGAUUCUAUGAUACUACAGAAGAAAAAAAUAGACAAAUAGAACCAGGUUUUACCAAUGUUCAUCUUCACAAACUCGAGGGUAAACGAAGAUCUGAAAUUAAUGAAGAAAAGAGAAAGAAAAAACAAAAAACCGAUUCAGAAGGUGGUGUCGGUUUUGUUCCUGCCAGAGCUUCUCAAUUAAACAAAUUAAAACAGGCGGAACAAAUCAGCAAAAGAAGAAAACUACUUCUUCCAGCCCCACAAGUUGGAGAGAAUGAACUCGAAGAGAUUGUAAAAAUUGGAUUUGCUGGAGAAAAUACUAAAGCCGUAGUGGGCGAAACGGAUAAUGUUUCUUCGUUAAGCGAUUAUACACCAUCCAGUACAGGUCUACCUUUAAGAACACCUAGAUUGAUUGGUGGAUCUUUGCAAACUCCAAGAACACCUUUAUCAGUCCGUUCAUUGAGAACACCUACUACUGAAAGAGCACGUCUUAAUCGUAGAUCACAAGUUGUUAAACGUGAUCUUCCUCGACCAGUUCAUGUAGACGAAUUAACAAUUGACGAUUUAACUUAUGAAGGGAGUGAAAUCGAAAAGAUUAUUGAUUUAGAAAUGAUCAAAUUACUUAAACAUGAUGCAAUUGUUUAUCCAGUUCACGGAAGUAAAUUAAAUUCUCAAAAUUUGGAAUCAAUUGAAUCAUUUGAAGAGUUUACUGAUGAAUUAAUGAAUCAAGCAAGGGAAGCGAUAAAUGCUGAGAUUAAAAUUACUGCUAAUGAGUCUGAUUUACCCGAGGAUUGGCCCAAAUUUGAAGAUUUAACUGGAAUUAAACAAUGCCAGAAUCAGCUCGAAAUUAACCGAAAUCUAAUGAUAAAAGAUGCAUCCAGAGCAGCUAAAUUAGAAAAGAAAUUAAAUAUCACGUUGGGUGGUUAUUUGAGUCGUUCGAGUGCUCUUGUGAAGAAAACGUUAGAAUCCUUUGAAGAAGUUGAACAAGCAAAGAUCGAACUGGAUUCUUUUCAAUCAUUAAAUUUAUCCGAAAAAGUUGCGAUUCCAAAACGUAUUGAGACUCUUCAAAACGAAGUUGAUCACCUCGUUCGACGCGAACAUGAACUUCAGGAACGAUAUGCAACCCUUUUGAACCAAAAACAAGAAAUUCAGCUCCGAAUCGAAGAUUUAUUUGCAAAAACAAACGGAAAUGCUUAA